AUGGCUGCCCGCCCCACCGUUUCCGUCUUCUCUGCCUCCGGCGAGGCCUCGGGCUCUGUCCCCCUCCCCGCUGUCUUCACGGCUCCCAUCCGUAUCGACGUUGUCCAGGCCGUCCACAAGUCGAUCGCCAAGAACCGUCGUCAGGCUUACGCCGUUGCUGAGAACGCCGGUCACCAGACCUCCGCCGAGUCGUGGGGUACUGGUCGUGCCGUCGCUCGUAUCCCCCGUGUCGGCGGUGGUGGUACCCAGCGCUCUGGUCAGGCCGCCUUCGGUAACAUGUGCCGUGGCGGUCGCAUGUUCGCCCCCACCAAGACCUGGCGCAAGUGGCACGUCAAGGUCAACCAGAACCAGCGUCGCUACGCCGUCGCCUCGGCUCUGGCUGCCUCGGCCCUCCCCUCGCUCGUUCUCGCUCGCGGCCACCGCAUCGAGAAGAUCCAGGAGGUCCCCCUCGUCAUCUCCUCCGCUGCUGAGAAGACCGAGAAGACCAAGGCCGCCGUCGAGCUCCUGAAGUCGCUCGCCGCCUACCCCGACGUCGCCAAGGUCUCCAACUCUCGCAAGAUCCGCGCCGGUAAGGGCAAGAUGCGCAACCGCCGCUACCGCCAGCGCCGCGGCCCCCUUGUCGUUUACGGCAAGGACGAGGGCAUCGUUCGUGCCUUCCGCAACGUCCCCGGUGUCGAGACCUCGCCCGUUGACGCCCUCAACCUCCUCCAGCUCGCCCCUGGUGGCCACGUUGGUCGCUUCGUCAUCUGGACUGAGGACGCCUUCAAGGCCCUCGACAAGAUCUACGAGAACAAGUCUGGUUUCACCCUCCCCGAGGCCAAGAUCUCGAACACCGAUGUUACCCGCAUCAUCAACUCCGACGAGAUCCAGUCGGUUGUCCGCCCUGCCGGCCAGCCUACCCAGAAGCGUCCCUUCACCCAGAAGAAGAACCCCCUCCGCAACAAGGCUGUUCUCUUCCGCCUCAACCCCUACGCCAAGACCCUCCGUCGCCAGGAGCUCCUCCGCCAGGAGCGCAAGGCCGCUGGCAAGACCAAGAAGACUGCCAAGACUGGCCGUGCCGGCAAGGAGUUCGCCAACACCCUCUUCGCUGCCUAA
Messenger RNA from Trichosporon asahii var. asahii CBS 2479, 1095 nucleotides. Its product is annotated as Ras2. The coding region runs from base 1 to 1095 and encodes 364 amino acids. The transcript has a single exon. Gene Ontology annotation, cellular component: ribosome; cytosolic large ribosomal subunit. The record is from RefSeq and is a predicted model, not a curated record. NCBI's taxonomy places the organism in Eukaryota, Fungi, Basidiomycota, Tremellomycetes, Trichosporonales, Trichosporonaceae. Gene Ontology annotation, biological process: translation. Gene Ontology annotation, molecular function: structural constituent of ribosome; RNA binding.